CAGACCUGGAGCUUUAGCGUGCAGACCUGGGCGGACAGAAGGAAUGAAGGCAAAUGCCUCGGGCCUCCGCUCUCUACACUAGGCACAUCUGUAGUCCUGGAUGCUAAAUCACUGCAUUGCUGUGUCUGUUCAUUUUUCAUGUCGGUUGAAAACCAAGGAAAGAAGCACAGAAUUCCGAGAUCCAAAGCCUGCCCAUGAGUAAAAGCAAAUGCCCAGUGGGGUCCAUGUCUUCUCUGGUGACCCCAGCUAAGGAGCACAACGCCCUAGGCCUGAAGGAGGUGGAGCUCGUCCUGCUGAAGGAGCAGAAUGGAGUGCAGCUCACCAACUCCACUCUCAUCGGCCCGCCGCAGACCGCCGCGGAGACCCAGGAGCGGGAGACCUGGAGCAAGAAAAUCGACUUUCUCCUCUCAGUCAUAGGGUUCGCGGUGGACCUGGCCAACGUCUGGCGGUUUCCCUACCUGUGCUACAAAAACGGCGGUGGUGCCUUCCUGGUCCCCUACCUGCUCUUCAUGGUCAUUGCCGGGAUGCCACUUUUCUACAUGGAGCUGGCGCUUGGGCAGUUCAACAGGGAAGGGGCUGCUGGCGUCUGGAAGAUCUGCCCCAUACUGAAAGGUGUGGGCUUCACGGUCAUCCUCAUCUCGCUGUAUGUGGGCUUCUUCUACAACGUCAUCAUCGCCUGGGCGCUGCACUACCUCUUCUCCUCCUUUGCCGCGGAGCUGCCCUGGACCCACUGCAACAACACCUGGAACAGCCCGGCCUGCUCAGACGCGCACCUCGGCAAUGCCAGCGGUGACCAGGGCCUCAACAGCACCUUCGGGACCACACCCGCCGCCGAGUACUUUGAGCGCAGUGUGCUGCACGUCCACCAAAGCCAUGGCAUUGACGACCUGGGCCCUCCGCGGUGGCAGCUCACGGCCUGCCUGGUGCUGGUCAUCGUCCUUCUCUACUUCAGCCUGUGGAAGGGGGUGAAGACCUCAGGGAAGGUUGUAUGGAUCACAGCCACCAUGCCAUACGUGGUGCUCACUGCUCUGCUACUGCGUGGGGUCACCCUCCCUGGGGCCAUUGAUGGCAUCAGAGCGUACCUAAGUGUGGAUUUCCAUCGGCUCUGUGAGGCGUCUGUCUGGAUCGAUGCUGCCACCCAGGUUUGCUUCUCGCUGGGCGUCGGGUUUGGGGUGCUGAUCGCCUUCUCCAGUUACAACAAGUUCACCAAUGACUGCUAUAGAGACGCGCUUGUCACCACCUCCAUCAAUUCCCUGACGAGCUUCUCCUCUGGCUUUGUGGUCUUCUCUUUCCUGGGGUAUAUGGCGCAGAAGCAUAGUGUACCCAUCGGGGAUGUGGCCAAAGAUGGUCCAGGGCUGAUCUUCGUCAUCUAUCCAGAGGCCAUCGCCACACUGCCGCUGUCCUCAGCCUGGGCUGUGGUUUUCUUCAUCAUGCUUCUGACCCUGGGCAUCGACAGUGCCAUGGGCGGAAUGGAGUCAGUGAUCACCGGGCUCGUCGACGAGUUCCAGCUGCUGCACAGACACCGGGAGCUCUUCACGCUCUUCAUCGUCCUGGCAACCUUCCUCCUCUCCCUGUUCUGCGUCACUAACGGUGGCAUCUAUGUCUUCACACUCCUGGACCACUUCGCGGCUGGCACGUCCAUCCUCUUUGGGGUGCUCAUCGAAGCCAUUGGGGUGGCCUGGUUCUAUGGUGUCAGGCAGUUCAGCGAUGACAUCAAGCAGAUGACGGGGCAGCGGCCUAGCCUGUACUGGCGGCUGUGCUGGAAGCUGGUCAGCCCCUGCUUCCUUCUGUUCGUAGUCGUGGUCAGCAUCGUGACCUUCAGGCCCCCCCACUACGGUGCCUACAUCUUCCCGGACUGGGCCAACACACUGGGCUGGGCCAUCGCCACGUCCUCCAUGGCAAUGGUGCCCAUCUAUGCAGCCUACAAGCUCUGCAGCUUGCCUGGGUCCUUCAGAGAGAAAUUGGCCUACGCCAUCACGCCCGAGAAGGACCGAGAGCUGGUGGACCAAGGGGAGGUGCGCCAGUUCACGGUGAGGUUGCUGUCCCCAGGGGUCCCCCAGCGGGAAAAUCCAGAAUGACCCAAAGUAGUCUUCUUGCUGCCCUCAGAGAGCUGGGAGGCUACAUGCAGAUGGCUUGGGCUCAGUACGUCAACAGGGGCCCCGUGAGCACCUGUGUGCCACAUGGUCUGCACUCUGGCCUGGGGCCACUCUGCGGGGCCCUGCACUGAGAUUGGGAGUCUGGCAGGCUGUAGUGUGGGUGCAGAUGAGCACAAAAGAAAAAAGAAGGGGGAUCACGGGCCUCCUGGAGGUGCAUCGUCAUAGACACCCACAUGAAGGCCAGGUCCCUGCAAAGACACAGGUCUGGACACGUCCAGGCCAUAGCAGCAACACCCUGAGGGGGUGGGCUGAGCCAGUCUGAGCACCAGCAGGGGUCACCCACUUCAGAGUGGACACUAGGGAAAUGGUGCCGGAAACCAGACAGGGGUCUGGAGCUGCUCAGGAGGGGGAGGCAGUCACAUGUCACACUGAAGCAGAGUGAAGCCAGGCCAGGACACAGCACUGAGCAAAUGGCAUGGGGAAGGUGGUACGAGUGGCAGCCCCAGGCCCCCACACCUCUGGCACAGCUCCUCCCUCCCCUCCUCUCCUCCCCCACCUUCCUCUCUUCCCCCACCCCUCCUCCCCUCUUCUCAUUAGGGAUUGCAUUUUACUUCACUUGCUUGGUACUUUUCAACUGCACCCCAGAUGUGGUGGGUUCUACCUUCCUCAAUCUGGGUUCUUUUGCCUUAAAGGUUCCUGGGCUUCACAUUGGACAUAGCUGAGUUACUAUGAACAGUUACAAGAACAGUCUGAUCUUUUGGGAUCUUGCAUUUUCAGGCUUAUUAGGUGGUACCAGAGUAGCAUUUAAGCCAAGCCUACUGUCCCUUGCUGGAGAAAGGCCUCAUGACCACACCACACAAUGUCCUGUGAACCAUGAGCUUUCCCAGCCUGGCCAACAGGGCAGGUGCUGCACAUGGCCUGUGUGAGCAUGAGAGGUUGUCCCCAAAGCGCCACAGGUGGUCUCUCCACAGCUUCCUCCACAUGUUCACAUUCCCAGCAGCCUCUGUGGGCCCUUGUGCAGGUCUGCUCUCUGUGUACUGUCUCCCCUGUGGUCCUCUGUCCUACAAAAUCCAGCCUCCUCAGUCCCCCCAACUUCCUUCCCCAGCUCCUCAACUCUAGAGUCCACCGGCUCCCUAGGUCCCCUCCUGUGCUACACCUCACUGCUCAGAGCAGUGAGCGGGGCCACUGGGUGGACUCUCUUGGGCUCACUAGCUCUGCGGGUCCAACGUGUCUUGAACACCAUUACUGCAUGUGUUGUGCUUAUGGAGGCUUGUUUUAGAUGUGAAUUUGGUCCCUGUUGUUCCAUCUUGACCAGAAUGUCUCUGCAUAUGGCUGUCCAGGCACAGGUGGUUCAUGCCGCCUGCUGUGUGAUGUCCCCUCAGGGGAACUAGUGCAGUGUGGUGGAUGGGUGUCUGUCCCCUUCUCCCUGACGGCAACACACUUCACUGGCAGGAGUGUCUUACUUCCUCUGGACAGUGCGUUUGGUCUUCU
Messenger RNA from Nycticebus coucang (slow loris), 3587 nucleotides. RefSeq names its product solute carrier family 6 member 3 (gene SLC6A3). The record is from RefSeq and is a predicted model, not a curated record. The transcript is spliced from 14 exons. Gene Ontology annotation, biological process: sodium ion transmembrane transport; dopamine uptake involved in synaptic transmission. Gene Ontology annotation, cellular component: plasma membrane; neuronal cell body membrane; presynaptic membrane. Gene Ontology annotation, molecular function: dopamine:sodium symporter activity; norepinephrine:sodium symporter activity. Lineage: Eukaryota; Metazoa; Chordata; Mammalia; Primates; Lorisidae. Bases 195 to 2078 code for a protein of 627 amino acids.